This is a messenger RNA of Podarcis lilfordi (Lilford's wall lizard), 2601 nucleotides long. Lineage: Eukaryota; Metazoa; Chordata; Lepidosauria; Squamata; Lacertidae. The record is from the annotation of a GenBank genome assembly.
AUGCACCUCCUGCUUCUUCUUUUGAUCUUCACAUCUUCAUUGAGGCCUGGCUUGGGCCCCUCAACUUGCCCCUCUUCGUGCAAUUGCUCCCCUGGUGCCACUAUUUACUGCAACAGCGCUGGACUCCGCAGCCUCCCUAGGGAAAUUGCUGCUUCCACCAUCUCGCUGAACCUGUCCAAUAACUUUCUGCGCUUGCUGACCACCGACGCCUUCAGCAACCUCACCUACCUGAACAGUCUCUGGCUGGAUCGCAACAACCUCACUUUCCUGUACCCGGGAGCUUUUAAGUCACUCUGCAACCUGCGGGUCUUAUAUCUCAGCAGGAACCCCAGGCUGACCUACCUCCAUGCCAACACCUUCCAAGGCCUUCAUAACCUCAUCAGUUUGGAUUUAUCCCACUGCAACCUCUUUGAAAUCCACCCUUUUGUUUUCUCCCACCUCCCCUCUUUGGAAGCCCUCGACCUAACCUCCAACAACAUGCGUUACAUCCCACAAGCUUUCCGGAGCCUGACGAGCCUCACACAGCUGUCAAUGGAGAGGAACCACAUCGAAGCCAUCGGUAGAGACUCCCUGAAGGACAUGGGAGCCCUGAGAGAGCUGAACCUCCGGAAGAAUCGCAUCUGGACCAUCCAAAAGGAUGCCUUCCUCCAACUGGACAGGCUUGGCACGUUAAAUUUAGGACACAACCGUCUCUCCAAUUUGCCUAAUCAGCUCUUCAGCGGAUUGACGCAGCUCAAGAGCAUCCACCUAGAGGCCAAUCGGCUCACCAGGAUCAGCUGCCCUUUCGACAGUCUCCAGAACUUGAGGAAGCUCUACCUCAACAACAACCGGAUUUUGUCCAUUGCAGGUAAGAAUGGACAGGUCUUGUCCAUUUCAGUUCCUCUUAGUUUAUCGUGCCCCCCCCAUCUUAAAUUCUAAAAUCUCCCACAUUUCUGUAGGAAUUUGUGGCUUUAAAAGCAACAACAACAGCCUUGUGAAAAUUCAUCAGCAUUUCCAUGAUAAUUGUACCUAAUAAACACAUUUUUGUAUACAUUAAGCUAAGAAACAAUGGACUAAUAUACAUAUGGCUAAUGUACUCUCAGCACAAAUGAUUUUUACUAAUGUGAAUUUUGCACGCAAAAUUUUCAUCAAAAUUUAUUAAUUUAUUAUUUGAUCUGCUGAAUCUCUAUUGACAGAGCAUUCUGCAGGACUGUGCUGAUAACACUAAAGUCUCUAUUUCUUGCUGUUAUCAAGUGAGCCUCACCAACUCAAAGAAUGAUCAAUAACACUCCAGUGUUGAUCUCACUGAUCAAGCAAGGAGAUAAGGAUUUAGGUGGUCCCUGAGCUGGCCUGGUCUAAGUUGUUCUGGGCUUUGUAAAUUCAUGCAAAGACCUUGAACCUUGUGUAUAUACAGUGGUACCUCCAGUUACGAACUUAAUUCAUUCUGGAGGUCUGUUCUUAGGCCAAAACUGUUCAUAACCUGAGGCGCACUUUUGCUAAUGGUGCCUCCUGUUACUGCUGUGCUGCCGGUGCACGACUUCCACUUGCAUCCUGGGGCAAAGUUCACAACUUCUGGGUUAGCAGAGCUUGUAACCUCCUAGCGUUCGCAAGGAGGAUGGUAUGUAACACGAGGUUCCACUGUACACAGUAUGAUCACAGCUUAUGUGUGGGUUCAGUUCCAAGGCUUCUGUGUACACUCGAAAAUGUGUAUAUUCAAACUGCCCCCUUGGAACUGGCACUGCACAAGCAUCCCCAGCCUUCUGGAGCCAGCAUGCUAAGUGGGCCUUGCCCCCCAAGUGAGGCAGAGAGCUUAAAAACUCUUUCCACACCUGGAAAAUGCAGUGCAAAAAAUUCUUCCAAGUUCUCCAUCUUGCUUGCCGUGUUUCAAUCAGCCAACCUUCAACUGCACACGGCUGGAAUCACACCAGUUAAAUGCAUGUAAGUUGUGAUUGUACUAUGUAUAUAUGCAUAUUUAUGCACAUUUCUGCCUAAUCUGUGCUUUGGUUGUCUGUAGAACCACAUCACAAAGUUCUGAGAAGGGUAGGUGUCAAAGGACCAGCUGCAUUUCAGUCUGCCUAUUGCUUUGAGAAUCAUGAAUUUGAUUGCUUGCCAUCGAAAUGCAAAUGAAAUCCAGUUUCUCUCCCCUCCCUGACUGCAGGCCCUGCUUUCGCCCACUUGAAGGAACUGGACUUCCUCCACUUGAACAGGAACAACUUGAGCUACCUCUCCAGCCACCUCCUGGUAGAGCUCCCCAAGCUGAGAUACAUCUUCCUGUCACACAACCCUUGGCAGUGUGACUGCGGAAUGUUGUGGUUCGCCACUUGGAUCCUCACCUACCAAGGGGUCAUUGAGGGCUUGCACUGUGCCUUUCCCACCAUUCACAACACAUCUCAGUUUGGCCAGCAUGCUCAGGGGGCCUUACCCAGCUGCCCGCCACGGUCUGGGGUCAUAAAGGAAGAAGGAUGCGAUGGGCCCUACCCAAGCGGGGCUUCUCCCCUGGUUGUUGCUGCUGCUGCUGAGAAAUCUUUUUGCCUCCUCCUUGCCUGUUGGGCCUCGUACUCAGCUGUGUUCUCGUUACCUAAGCAACUGGAUAUCCACAAUUUCCUUGUCAAGGCUUUGUAA